AUGUUAUGGCGGCGGCCACGGCGGCAAAAUUGCCGUAGAGGGCGACAGCUGGAGGGAGAGAUAAGGGGAGACGUGGGCAACGGUCGGAUUCUGGUAAAGGUGCUAACUGUGCUUCUCUUGACGGUGGAGCCUGGCCGGGCCAUAAGUUGCGGACAAGUUGACUCAGCUCUCGCUCACUGCUUGGAGUUUCUCACUGGCGGACCAGGCCCCUCACCGGUCUGCUGCGACGGUGUCAUGAAUCUGAAAGCAAUGACUCCAACCAUCGGUGAUAGACGAGCAGCCUGUGAGUGUAUGAAAGAGGCUGCCGGUCACUAUGCCAGCCUCAAGUCGGACAAGGCCAGCCAACUUCCACAAGCUUGUGGCGUUCAGAUCGGCGUUCCCAUCACCAAGGACGUCGAUUGUAGCACGUGA
Molecule: messenger RNA, 411 nt
Organism: Pistacia vera
Lineage: Eukaryota; Viridiplantae; Streptophyta; Magnoliopsida; Sapindales; Anacardiaceae
Product: non-specific lipid-transfer protein A-like
Exons: 1
Coding region: 1-411 (136 amino acids)
Biological process (GO): lipid transport
Cellular component (GO): membrane
Molecular function (GO): lipid binding
Source: RefSeq, a predicted model, not a curated record